Manis pentadactyla (Chinese pangolin) is the source of this 5378-nucleotide messenger RNA. It is a transcript of the gene SLC5A5, whose product is annotated as solute carrier family 5 member 5. Gene Ontology annotation, biological process: thyroid hormone generation; iodide transmembrane transport; sodium ion transport. The record is from RefSeq and is a predicted model, not a curated record. Gene Ontology annotation, cellular component: membrane. The transcript is spliced from 14 exons. Gene Ontology annotation, molecular function: sodium:iodide symporter activity. Lineage: Eukaryota; Metazoa; Chordata; Mammalia; Pholidota; Manidae. The coding region runs from base 3214 to 4785 and encodes 523 amino acids.
AUUCAAAAGGGCACAGCCAAGCUGUGUGUUCUCUGCACAGGGUGGGGUCGUCCUCUCCUGAAGUGGGGGCUCAGACUCCUGAUUCUCCAGAAGGGGUGCCCCAGGAAUGCUCUUCACACAAGUGGGGCAAAAGUCUGAAAAAGAAAAAAACUCCCCGACUCUGCAGAGGGAAUCGUGCUGGAACCACCUGGAGCAGAGGCUUGGAGUGAGGAGGAAAGGGGCCCGUGCACUGGGGUUGGCAUCUUGAAUCUCUGACCACCCUGCCUGGUCUGCUGGGGCCCAGCCAGCCCAAGGAUAAACUAGGGCGGGAAUCGAACCCACACAGCCAUGGGGGACCCCUCCGGCAUCCUCAGGCUGAGGUACUCAGGCCCUGCACCUCACUUCUGAGUCAGGACCAUUAGGGGCAAGAUUGGGUGCCAGAGCAAGACAAAACCCAUGGGGUUCCCAGACCAGACCCAGAUCCUCGGACCAAGAGAGGCCAUCUGAGAACGAAUCAGAAUCACAUUGGGAUCCUCAGAACUUAGGAUCAUGAAUUCUCACAGGUAAGGACACACCAAAAGUAAUGGCAGUUCACUGCAGAGGGUAGGGUUCAAGAACAGACCCAGCAGGCCUUGCUGAAGCUGGAGUAACACAACCUCCUACCCCCAGUCCCUGCCACAUCUCCAAGGAGCCACAGGAGAGCACUGGAGGUUCCCAAGCACCCGGCAGGGGCAGGGCAGCAGACCCUGCACAGCAACCGGAGAGCCCUGCCCCUCUCAGAUUACAGCUGCUGGCCCUCUAGGGAUCUCCCUGCCCCUCUCCACCCAUCAACAGGAUGGAGGUGGAGAGGGGCUUCCCUCCUGCCUGCCCCCUCCCCCAUUCCAUGACCGGAAUUGUGCAGUCAGGUAAGUUAACCAGCAUUCUCCGGGACUCACUCGUUCUCGACCCAUGUCUGCCCACCUCAGAGAGUUUCCCUCCCAGAGACCCCACAUAAAGUGGCUUUCCCAGGCCAGCGCUCAAUGACCUUGCUUUAUUUAUUCUUGUCACCCAACGGCUUCUGAAAUGGGUAUUCAUCCGCUGGCUUGGCCAGUGCCUGAGCUGGUGUGCAGGGUGGGUCCAGCUGCUGUGUCUCCAGCUCCUGACUCAGGGCCCUGCACACAGAAGGCGCUCAAGGCGCUCCAGCCCUGGUAUCAGUCGGCAGCCUGGAUCCUUCCUCCCACGGCUGAAAAGGAUGUUAUCUCAUUCCAGAAUCUCCCUGUGGAGACAAGGUGUGGCGCCCCCCACCCCACCCCCGCUGGUGAUUUGUAUACAUUUGCAUUCGUUUGCAUGGCUUUUCGGGAAGGGGAUCUCCCUCCCCCACCCCCGAAGAUUUCCCUUUCCCCCGGUUUUCCAGUAGGAUGCAGGGCGGCUGGCCCGGCCUGUGAAAAUGUUGGGCUGUAAGAGGAACUCGGUGUCUUCUCCACCCUCCUGGCCCCGGGUGGAGGGCGUAUGCCAACGGGCAACAGAUGCCCGUGUGGCAGCUGCAGGCCCGCAGCCCAGGGAAGCGGCAGGCCCACCCUGCACAGUGCGUGGAGAGGGAGAGAGAAGACAGUCCUGGGGGACACGUGGGGAUUCAAGAGAGACACAGAACCCAGCUGGAGUGGUGUGCAUCGGGCAAAGGAGACCACCAUGGGGCGGCAGAGGCUGGGGAGGACUCUAGUGCCACAGCAGCCAAUUCUGUGGAUUGUUAGAUCUCAUCCAUUUAGGGAGGGAGGUAACCCCGUUUUGGAGGCCAGGCCAGGACUUCAGAGCCUCCAGAGGCCAAAGUCUCACGGGUGCACCAGCGAAGGGUCCCAAGAUGAUAGUGUCUGGGUCCCUUGUGGCAUGACCACAGGCAAGGGACUUCCCCUCCCCACGCCCUGGUCUCAUUUAUGCAAAUAGGUAUAUGCCAGACACUGCCUCCCCGGGUAGUCAUGGGUCUCCAUCUACCUAGGUUCACGGCUGAUGACAGCCCCUCCCCCAAGACUUUCAUUACGUAAUUAAUGCCUGGUACAGGGCAGACACUUAAUGCGUGCUUGACUAGGGAACCAAUGAAUGAAUGAAUGAAGUGGAUUCUGUGUCACGCUCCUGCUAGGCCUGCUUCAAUUUAUUCCUCUGAGGCAUGGGCCAUUUUAUCCCUAUUUACAGAUGGGAAAACUGAGGCCCAAAGAGAAGGAAACACUUCAUCGGGACUUUGAACCCCAGUGUGUCCCACUCAGCCUAAAGGAAGGCUUUGGUGGUGCUCUCCCGCUGGGCUCUUGAGAAACGAGGCGGGUCUAGGUACCAUUUGGAGUUCAAGCAGAGCCAACUUUCCUCAGGCAACCGCGCAACCCUUUAACUGACCGGUCCCGUGGGAGAGUGAGCUCCCCGGUAGCUCAAGGCAGAACAGCACAGUGGGGAUUUGAGUGCUGAAGCCACUGCUCUGGACUUGUGGCCUCCUGUGAGUGACAUGCCAUGUCUGAACCUCAGUUUCGCCACCUGCCCACUGGAGAGAUUAAUAGCCUGCGGUCAGUGCCCCACGAAGCAGGGACAUUUAGGAGCCACCCCGCCCUAAUCCCCCAGCCACCACGUGGCCCGUCCAGGCCUACCCAACCAGUCCAGGGCGGAAAGGGUGCCGGUCCUGCCCGCCCCCAAAUGCGGGGGCGGAGUUUUGCCGACCCGGGAGGCGCAUAAAUCUGCAGCCGGCGGAGAACUGUCCCUUCAAGCCCUGCUGUUAGGGUCUCCAGCUGUUAACGCUGAGCACAAAUUCCUGGGAGAGGGACAGACGGCUGGGCGAGGGGCACGCGGCUGCCUGGGGCAGUGCAGUCGGACCUAAUGGGAGGCGAGGUGGACAGACAGACAGACGUAGGAGGUAGACGGUAGAUGCAGAGGAGGAGCAGGGAGGCCGACCCUUGCGGGUAGGAGCCCAGAUUCCUUGCCCAGGGGGCUUGGGUCUGAGCCCCCUCUCACUGCCUCCCCCCGGGACAGAAGGAGAAGGCGUGUGUCCCCCACAGACAGGGAGUGCAUACCACCUGAGUGGACGGCAGCAGGCUCAGGGUUCCGAGCCCGUCUUCCUUCCUCUUACCUUAGGCAAGAGGCGUGCCUCUCUGUGGAGGACAAGCAUCCUCCACCUUAGCGCAGUCCCGGUUUCUGGGCUGCUGUCCGCUUCUCUCACCCGGGGUGUUCGGGGUUGGCUGGACUGCCCGGUGGGAGGCUGCGCUUGCCCCCCACACCUGUAUGUACCACAUGGAGGACGUCGAGGCGGGGGCGCGGGUCACGUUCGGAGCCUGGGACUACGGGGUCUUCGCCCUCAUGCUGCUGGUGUCCACUGGCAUCGGGCUGUGGGUAGGGCUGGCGCGGGGUGGGCAGCGCAGCGCAGAGGAUUUCUUCACUGGGGGCCGACGCCUAGCGGCCCUGCCCGUGGGCCUCUCGCUGGCCGCCAGUUUCAUGUCGGCUGUGCAGGUGCUGGGCGUGCCGGCCGAGGCCUACCGGUACGGCCUCAAGUUCCUCUGGAUGUGUCUGGGCCAGCUGCUCAACUCUCUGCUCACCGCUGCUCUCUUCCUACCGGUCUUCUACCGUCUGGGCCUCACCAGCACCUACCAGUAUCUGGAGCUGCGCUUCAGCCGCUCGGUGCGGCUCUGCGGGACCCUGCAGUACCUGGUGGCCACAAUGCUGUACACCGGCAUCGUGAUCUACGCCCCCGCGCUCAUCCUGAACCAGGUGACUGGGCUGGACAUCUGGGCAUCACUCCUGUCCACUGGAGCCAUCUGCACCUUCUACACGACUGUGGGCGGCAUGAAAGCUGUGGUCUGGACCGACGUAUUCCAGGUCGUGGUCAUGCUGACUGGCUUCUGGGCAGUCCUGGCCCGCGGGACCGUGCUCGUGGGAGGACUCGGGCAAAUGCUUGAGGUUGCCCAGAACCACUCCCGGAUCAACCUGAUGGACUUUGACCUGGACCCACGGAGGCGCUACACAUUCUGGACUUUCAUGGUGGGUGGCACCUUGGUGUGGCUCUCCAUGUAUGGUGUGAACCAAGCACAGGUGCAGCGCUAUGUGGCCUGUCGCACAGAGAAGCAGGCUAAGCUGGCCCUGCUUAUCAACCAGCUGGGCCUGUUCCUGAUCGUGUCCAGUGCUGCUGGCUGUGGUAUCAUCAUGUUCACGUUCUAUAUAGACUGUGACCCUCUCCUCACAGGGCGUAUCUCUGCCCCGGACCAGUACAUGCCUCUGCUGGUGCUGGAUAUCUUCGAGGACCUGCCUGGAGUCCCUGGGCUCUUUCUGGCCUGUGCCUACAGUGGCACCCUCAGCACUGCGUCCACCAGCAUCAACGCCAUGGCUGCCGUCACGGUGGAGGACCUCAUCAAACCGCGGCUGCCGAGACUGGCCCCCCAGAGACUUGUUGUCAUCUCCAAGGGGCUCUCGCUCAUCUAUGGCUCAGCCUGUCUCACAGUGGCAGCUCUGUCCUCGCUGCUGGGGGGAGGCGUCCUCCAGGGCUCCUUCACGGUCAUGGGAGUCAUCAGCGGCCCCCUCCUGGGAGCCUUUAUCCUGGGAAUGUUCCUGCCUGCCUGCAACACGCCGGGCGUCCUCUCUGGGAUGGCAGUGGGCGUGGCGCUUUCGCUGUGGGUGGCCGUGGGCGCCGCCCUCUACCCGCCCAGCGCGCAGUCCAUGGGGGUCCUCCUGUCAUCAGCCGCCAACUGUGCGGCGCCCUCAGCCAACGCCUCUGGCCUCCUGGGGCCCCUCCUCGCCACCAACACCUCCGGCAGGGCCUCCAGGACCCACCAGGCAGGGAAAGGAGGGAGGACACUCCUGUAGGCCAAGCAGCCACUGCAUGCUGAACACGUCUGCACCUUCGUGCUGCACCGCCUUCAGGACAACACUGCACCUUGCAGGGCUUGUUCUAUUUUGCAAAGGCAGGAACUGAGGCGCCCCCUACCGCCUCUCUAUUCCCUCCAUGUGCCCCAAAGACUAAAUCCUUGCUAGAGUCUGCGGGAUGGGUGGGUGGGGCACUGUCCUUGGUGCUGAAAUAUCAGGGCCUUGGUGACUCUCGGAAUUGGGAAUCCCACAGAAAAGUGGAAAGAGAUCAAGAGAAACUUGCUUCCUGAGUAUCAGACUGUCCAUUUCCCAGGCCUUUAUUGAGUCCUUCUCUGUGCUGAACACUAUUCUGGACUCUGGGGCACAGCAGUGCAUGGCAUCACGUGCUGUAUCCUCCCGGCCAUCCACUGAUGUUGUAUUACAACUUCUCAUUGUGUAGAUGAGAAAACUGAAGGGCAGAGGCUUGCCAGCAUCCCCAGUGGGUCACUGUUGGGUCUGGGGUUGAAACACAUCUGAGCUCUGCCAUCCCCUCCCCAGGACCUGGUCUCCAGUGCCCACUGCCCCUGCACUAAGUACCUUCACUUAUCUCUGCC